Messenger RNA from Penicillium lagena, 459 nucleotides. RefSeq names its product cupin domain-containing protein. The transcript has 2 exons. The record is from RefSeq and is a predicted model, not a curated record. Bases 1 to 459 code for a protein of 152 amino acids. Gene Ontology annotation, cellular component: intracellular anatomical structure. Lineage: Eukaryota; Fungi; Ascomycota; Eurotiomycetes; Eurotiales; Aspergillaceae.
AUGGCGAAAGACUAUUCCGCACAAGAGGUUAUCAAGACCUUGAAUCUCUCCCCACAUCCAGAGAAGGGCUAUUACGUCGAGACCUUCCGCGACCGCUAUUCAUCGAAUGAUCGCUCGUACAGCACCUGCAUUUAUUACCUUCUCGAGGGGGAAAGUGGCCUCUCGCACUGGCACCGUGUUGUCGAUGGCGCCGAAAUAUGGCAUUACUACGCUGGCGCCCCUAUGCAACUAUCACUAUCCUGGGAUGACGGGAAACCCACCCGGGACAUCAUUCUAGGGAUCGAUUUUGCAAAAGGCCAACGGCCACAAGCUAUCGUUGAGCGUGGGGAGUGGCAGCAUGCGAGAAGUCUAGGUGAUUGGACACUCGUGGGGUGUACGGUGGCACCGGCCUUCUUGUUCGAGAGCUUUGAGAUGGCUGAAGCGGGAUGGGAGCCCCGCCUAGCCACGAAUGUUGAAUAG